Molecule: messenger RNA, 1744 nt
Organism: Pyrus x bretschneideri (Chinese white pear)
Lineage: Eukaryota; Viridiplantae; Streptophyta; Magnoliopsida; Rosales; Rosaceae
Exons: 1
Coding region: 63-998 (311 amino acids)
Source: RefSeq, a predicted model, not a curated record
UCUCUCUCUCUCUCUCUCUCUCUCUCUCUCUCUCUCUCUCUCUCUCUCUCUCCUAAAACAUAAUGCAUCUACUAAAAUCACCCACCGCCAUGAGAGGAGACCAUCCCCACCACCAAAAAAAAUUAAAGCUAGCCAAACCCAUCGCCUACCUCCUCCUCCUCCUCAUCUCCUUUACCCUAGGCUACCACUCCUCUUCUUCUCCCACCACCUCCUCCUCACCCCCCUCUUUUCCUCCUUCCGCCCCCAUUCUCCACCAACUAGCAAGCCUCCCAACUAACCUCGACCACUUCCUACUCACCACUCACUGCUCUCCCCCACUCCCUCCUCACCUCAUCCGCCAAACUCUCCUUGACCACCUUUUCAACUCCACCUCCCCCUUCACCAACUUCCCCCCUCCCCACGCCGCUCCUCUCCUCCGCCGUAGCCGCAUCAAAGGCUGGGGCUCCAAAGGCGCCGUUUUCCAAAACCUCAUCCAAAAACUCAAACCCCAAACCAUCAUCGAAGUUGGCACCUUCCUCGGCGCCUCAGCCAUCCACAUGGCGGAGUUAACCCACCAACUCGGCCUCAACACCACCCAAAUCCUUUGCCUCGACGACUUCCGUGGCUGGCCUGGCUUCCGCGGUCGAUUUAGCGACAUCAGCCUCCUAAAUGGGGACGUUCUUCUGCUUUACCAGUUCAUGCAGAACGUCGUGUCAGUAAACGCCACGGAGUCGGUUUUGCCCGUCCCGUUUUCGACCGGGGCGGGGCUUGACUGGCUUUGCCAGAUGGGCGUGUUUGGAGACUUAAUCGAAGUGGAUGCAGGUCAUGAUUUUAUUUCGGCAUGGUCCGAUAUUAACCGGGCCUACCGGAUUUUACGUCCUGGCGGAAUAAUAUUCGGGCAUGAUUAUUUUACGGCGGCAGAUAACAGAGGUGUAAGAAGGGCGGUAACUUUAUUUGCUCGAGUUUAUGGACUUAAGAUUAAGUUUGAUGGGCAGCAUUGGGUCAUUGACUCGAGUUAAAUAAACUUAAUUUGAUUGGUUAGGUCUCUAUAUAUUAAACUAUACAAUGUAAAUUUCGAAAUCUUAUAGAUGAUCAAAGCUUAUAGGCUUAUAGAGGGUUUUUUUUUUUUUUUUUUUUUUAAACAUUAUAGAGUUAAAUGUAUAUUUUACUAUGCUAUGAUUAAAUUUGAGUUGAUAUUUUUAUAUUCUUAAUUAUUUAGUCAUUUGAUGUUUAACUAUGUGAUUAACGUUGACAUGACACUUAAUGAUCUUUUAUUAAUGGCUUGAUGCUUGGUAUUGUAAGAAAAAAAAUAUAAAAGUGGCAUUUGAUGCUUGAUUAAUACUAUUAGAUUUGAAAUAAAUAGAAACUAAUUACUUGAAAAAGAACAAUGCGUGACAUUUUGUUCGGUUUCGUAUGGUUGUAGUUGCAUUCAUAAGUGAUACAUAUUAGGUGCGUAAUGAAACUGAUAUGAUUGAAUGAUAAAAAGGGUAACGCUAAUUUAAAUUAUAUUUUGUAAACCAUAUAAUGUGAUUAUUAAUGAUUGAAUUAUUAUUUAAGUGUUGACCAACGUGCUUAUUACCUCAAUUAUUUUGAUUUUGUGCAUUUAUCAUCCAAAAUCUCACUACAAAAAAAUAUGUUAUAUACCGUGCAAAAAAAAACACUUUGUAAUAUCAUUUAAGCGUGUAGCCUCAAACCAGUAAAAGCUCGAGUCAUGAAUAAUAUAGCUCACUUACGAAGCGUACGAUAAAUCACGAAUAAUUGCAAC